This is a messenger RNA of Talaromyces rugulosus, 1323 nucleotides long. RefSeq lists its product as uncharacterized. Gene Ontology annotation, biological process: DNA repair; mitotic intra-S DNA damage checkpoint signaling; cellular response to ionizing radiation. The record is from RefSeq and is a predicted model, not a curated record. Bases 1 to 1323 code for a protein of 440 amino acids. The transcript is spliced from 6 exons. Lineage: Eukaryota; Fungi; Ascomycota; Eurotiomycetes; Eurotiales; Trichocomaceae. Gene Ontology annotation, cellular component: checkpoint clamp complex.
AUGGCAACACUGUCGUUUUCUAUGGAGCCGCCCGCGCUGUUUCGGCUGCACGACGCGCUUGUGUGUCUCACCAAGUUCAACGAAAGCGUGUCGAUUGAGGCCGAAUAUGACAUGCUCCGUUUCAGCGCAUUGAACACGGCGAAAACUGCAUAUUCGUCUUUUGUCCUCGAUUCAGACAAGUUCUUUUCAAAAUACUCUUUCAGCCUAGCUAGAGGCCAGAAUGCAGAUCCUUUCUCGUGCCAAUUAUACCUCAAGGCAUUGCUCUCAGUCUUCAAGGGCCGAGCUAGCGAGUCGCGUGACAAGGACACUGCAGUAGAACGCUGUGACGUGGAACUCCGCGAUACUCCUGACGAUCCCGAAUGUAGGCUGAUUAUCAAAAUGAUAUGUGGUCAGGGCGUCGUCAAGUCAUACAGACUCACAUACGAACCGAUCAAUGUGCAACACGCCAUGUUUGAUCAAUCCAGAACGCAGAACCAGUGGCGAGUCGAGUCUAAGCUCCUUCGGGAGAUUAUCGAUUACUUUAGCCCCUCGGCGGAGCAGCUUGACAUGUAUCCUGAUGGCGGUAAAGCCGUAUUUACUAGUUUUACCAAUAAAAUCACCGACGGAAAGGAGAUAUUGAAACAGCCGCUGCAUACAUCUGUAACGCUUGACAGUAAAGAUUUCGAUGAAUACAUGGUCAAAGACGGCCUGCACGUUGCAAUCAGCGCCAAAGACUUCAAAGCCGUAGUCAUCCAUGCAGACAGCUUGAAAACGCCGAUUACCGCACGGUACACGCGGCCCUGUCGACCCAUGCAACUGACCUAUAAGUCGGAAGGAAUCGGAGCCGAAUUCACUCUGAUGACGCGAGGCGAAGUUGAUGACAACGACGACGACCAGCCAGCCUCAUCAUCGAGACCGGCAUCCCAGCUCUCUGCCCGGCCGGCAGCUCAGCGUGUGCCUGCUAGUGGAAGACCGUCAAUGCCUCCACCGACGCCGUCGGCACGGUCUUCAGCAUCUCGGCCGUUGCCUCCUCCGCCUUCUCGGUCUGAGAUUAUUUCGACGGAUGCGUCGAGGUCUGCAUUUGCAGACCUAACCGACAGUCUCUUUGUGCCGGCAGACGACGACAGACAGUGGGAUGAGCAGGACUAUGAGGAAGAACAGGAGGAUAUCUUGACCUGGAACUCCAAGGUCGAAGCGGGUGCAUAUCAUGAAGGCCGUCCACGGCCACUGACAGACAGCUACCCAUCAUUCCCAUCAGAGACGAAGCAGCCGGAUCCUGACGAGACGGCCAUUCCGCCAACGCAGCGUAUAUCACAGGUCCGGAACCUCGGUCUUUUCGACUGA